Schistocerca cancellata (South American locust) is the source of this 1330-nucleotide messenger RNA. Its product is annotated as eukaryotic translation initiation factor 3 subunit G-1-like. Lineage: Eukaryota; Metazoa; Arthropoda; Insecta; Orthoptera; Acrididae. Gene Ontology annotation, cellular component: cytoplasm; eukaryotic translation initiation factor 3 complex. The transcript is spliced from 2 exons. Bases 174 to 1007 code for a protein of 277 amino acids. The record is from RefSeq and is a predicted model, not a curated record. Gene Ontology annotation, molecular function: RNA binding; translation initiation factor activity.
UCUUUGACUACGGUGUAUAGACUAUAGAGAAUUUCAGACGUGCGAGCAUUUCAACGAAGGUGAAUGUGAUUGGCUUCAAUCCAUAUUGUAUAUUAAAUCGUGUCUCAUCAUCAGUUUUGCAUCCGUGAGUGCUAUACAACGUUUGCCAGAAGGUGUACAUCGAGAGUUAAAUAAUGCCUGCUCUGGAAGAAGUGAAAUCCAGUUGGGCUGAUGAUGUUGAAGAAGAAGGACCAGCAUCAUCUGCUGCCCUACCACCUACUUCAGAAGUGAUUGAAAAUGGUUAUAAAAUUGUCACAGAUUACAAAGUAGAUGAAGAUAAUCGGAAAGUGAAAGUCAUUACCACUUACAAAAUUGAACGCAUUAAAGUUUCAAAGUCAGUUGCCCAGAGGAAAACCUGGAAGAAAUUUGGAGAAUCCAAAAAUGAUAAGCCAGGUCCCAAUGCUGCUACUACAACUGUUGCUGAAGAUGUGAUUAUGCAGUUUGUAUCAAGCAAGGAAGAAGAUAAGCCAGAAGAAAAUAUUUUGGAGAAACUUAAAGACAAAGGGGCUGUUAAAUGCCGCAACUGUGCCGGUGACCAUUGGACAACAAAGUGUCCACAUGGAACAACAAAUCUAAAUUUAGAUAAGUCUAUUGAUAAAGGUCCAGGUCUGGGAGGAAUUGGAGCAGAUGAUAAGAAACCAGGAAAUAAAUAUGUAGCUCCUGGUUUUCGCGAUGGUGGUGCAAAACGACUUGAUCUCCGUGGAGGACGUGAUGAAGCUGCAAUUAGAGUUUCUAACUUAUCUGAUAGUACUACAGAUGUUGAUUUGGAAGAUUUGGUUAAACAGUUUGGUCCCAUACAAAAACUCUAUCUGGCAAAAGAUAAGAACACAAACUUGUGCAAGGGUUUUGCCUACAUACACUUCAAGAGCAGAAGUGAUGCUGAAAAGGCCAUUAAAUCUCUUAAUGGGCAUGGAUAUGAUCAUUUGAUAUUGAAUGCAGAAUGGUCAAAGCCACUUAAUCCUAAUUGACAUCUUAGAUAUAUUUUACUGCUGGUUUUGGUGCGAGGCUUCCUUGCCAUAUGUCUGCUUGAUUUGUCACAUAAUUAACAUCAAACAACAUUGUAUGAAAUCUGAAAUGUCAAAUUCAUUUUAAAGUACUAACAAAAUAGUUAAUAAAUUUAUUUGUAGCACAACAGUGGAAGUAGUUUUUACUAUUAUGUAGUAAUAAUGAAUAUUGUCCACAGUAGGGCCAUUGUGAGAAGUUUUUGUUGGCCGGUUAAGAUAUCAUAUAUGCAUAAUUUGUAACCAUUGUUAAUUUCUUGCUUUACUGAAAUAAAUAAUUUACAUAUAAA